Messenger RNA from Mollisia scopiformis, 1257 nucleotides. Its product is annotated as DnaJ-domain-containing protein. Bases 1 to 1257 code for a protein of 418 amino acids. The record is from RefSeq and is a predicted model, not a curated record. Gene Ontology annotation, biological process: protein refolding; response to heat. Gene Ontology annotation, cellular component: nucleus; cytosol; cytoplasm. The transcript is spliced from 4 exons. NCBI's taxonomy places the organism in Eukaryota, Fungi, Ascomycota, Leotiomycetes, Helotiales, Mollisiaceae. Gene Ontology annotation, molecular function: Hsp70 protein binding; ATP binding.
AUGCCGAAAGACAACAAGUUCUACGAAAUCCUUGGUGUAUCACCAACCUGCACAGAGGCAGAGUUAAAAAAGGCAUACAAGGUUGGCGCCUUGAAGUACCAUCCUGACAAGAAUGCGCACAAUCCAGAGGCCGAAAAUAAAUUCAAGGACCUGUCCCAUGCUUACGAGAUCCUCUCCGAUCCCCAAAAGCGAUCGAUAUACGACCAAUAUGGCGAGGAAGGACUUGAAGGCGGUGCUGGUGCAGGUGGCAUGAAUGCCGAAGAUCUCUUCUCCCAAUUCUUUGGUGGUGGAUCAGCAUUCGGCGGUGGUGGAUUGGGAGGCAUGUUUGGUGGUGGUAUGCCGCAACGUGGCCCUCCUAAGGCCCGCACAAUCCACCACGUCCAUAAAGUCUCUCUCGAAGACAUCUACCGAGGAAAGAUCUCCAAGCUUGCCCUCCAGAAGUCUGUUAUCUGCCCUAAGUGUGAUGGACGAGGUGGCAAGGAAGGAGCUGUCAAGAAGUGCGCUGGAUGUGAUGGCCACGGUAUGAAGACCAUGAUGCGCCAAAUGGGUCCCAUGAUCCAAAGAUUCCAAACGGUCUGCCCUGAUUGCAAUGGCGAGGGCGAGAUCAUCCGGGAGAAGGACAAGUGCAAGGGUUGCAAUGGCAAGAAAACAACCAUCGAGAGAAAGGUGCUCCACGUCCACGUAGACAGAGGUGUUCGUACAGGCCACAAGAUUGAGUUCCGAGGCGAGGGCGACCAAACUCCUGGAGUCCAGCCGGGCGAUGUCAUCUUCGAGAUUGAGCAAAAACCACAUCCAAGAUUCCAACGGAAGGACGACGAUCUGUUCUAUCACGCCGAGAUCGACCUUGUCACUGCUUUGGCUGGCGGAACUAUUUUCAUUGAGCAUCUAGAUGACCGGUGGUUGAGCGUUGAGAUCCUCCCUGGAGAGGUUAUUGCACCAGGUUCUCUGAAGAUGAUCCGCGGCCAAGGAAUGCCAUCAUUUAGACAUCAUGACUUCGGUAACCUCUUUGUUCAGUUUGACGUAAAAUUCCCCGAGAAGAACUUCACUACCGAUCCCGCUGCAUUUGAAGCUCUGAAGGCUAUCAUCCCACACACUAAGAGCCCCAUCACCCCACCAGCAGAGACCAUGACCGAGAUCGUCGACUUCGAGGAUGUUGAUGCCAGUCAGCAAGCACGAGCUGCAGGUGCCACGGCAAUGGACGAGGACGAUGAGGAUGGACAUGCUGGUGGUGAGCGAGUCCAGUGCGCCUCACAAUAG